Molecule: messenger RNA, 2489 nt
Organism: Nymphalis io (European peacock)
Lineage: Eukaryota; Metazoa; Arthropoda; Insecta; Lepidoptera; Nymphalidae
Exons: 10
Coding region: 96-2402 (768 amino acids)
Source: RefSeq, a predicted model, not a curated record
CGUAAAUAUUAGUAAAUACUGAAUACGCUGUCUCGUGGUUGCACGGCGGCUACAUGAUAUGAUUUAUUCUAAUUUAUGUACCAAAUUUUGUAAUUAUGGAAGAUGAAGUCGAAGACAUUGUGGGUGACGUUAAAUAUACCGAUUCCCAAAAAAGUGUGACCACUUCAGCUGUAUAUUCAUUAGAUUUUACAGACAGCAGUUCAGACAAACAUAAUUCUUCUGGUAAAGAUACAUACGUCAUAGAAUAUGAUAGUGACGACAGUGACAAAACAUUUCAAGUGCAUAAAAGUGAGAGCAACAUAAAUUUGACAGAUAAAGAAUCAGUUUUAAAUGUAAGACAAAAUACUAAAGCAGCUACCAAUCCAGAGAUAUUCACACAAACCAGCAAGACUAUUAUUGAACUGGCUCAAAAAGAAACAAAUAAACCAAUAGAAAACACACUGGAAACACAAACUUCAUUUGUAUCUAUAACCGAAAACCAAUCAAUAGCGUAUAAAAUACAAAUACUUGGUACAAAUCGUAGCUAUAAUAGUGAUGAAUUGAGAGAAACACAGUCCACCAAUGGAAAAUUGUUUAAAAAAAAUAUCAGUAACGUACAAAACUAUACCAAUAGUCUGAUUUUAACAAAUACUUUUGAAGACACGGCCACUGUUUUCAGUCCAUUAGAACAAGAAAAAAACACUGACGAUGAGCAUGGAAAGAGUGUAAAUAAUUUAGAUGAAGGCGUUAUCCGUUUCAUUGAAGAAUCGAAGGAAGACACGGAAAUUAAAGCUCCAAGUACAAUACUUCAUAGCUACACCAGUGAAUUUGAAUCAAGUAAUUUCGACUCUGAUAUCGAAAAUGAUUCUCUGAUGGAAAACGAAUACUAUGAUGGUAAGACUAAGAGUAGAGAUGACAAUAGUGAAACAAGCGAGAUGCUAAAUUCUAUUGAUAGCGAUGUUGAGGAGCUGUAUUAUAAAUUAUCACAGAGUCCUCAGUUAUUAUCACCAAAUUUAUCCGUGGAACCGGCUGUCCGAAACAUUGGUUUGUUAUCGCCACUUACAGAAGAAACAGUACAGAAAAAAGAUAGUAUUGUUGAUUUAACGCCAAGCGUUGAAACAUUAACUAAAUCCAGCGGAUAUAGCGAUAACAACACUCUCUUUGUGAACAAUGCUGGAAUGAAGGUAACAUUAUUCACAGACCACGACAGCACAAACGAUAAUAUCAAUUUGAAAUUACCCCCUAUUUAUAAGAAUCAGUCUUGCCCAAGUUCUCCCCAUUUAAACUUUUUAUUUACUCUCAAUAAUCAAAAACAUAUUAAGAAAACUGGCACGCUGCCUUCCUUAUACGAAAGACAGAAUGAACAAUUUGACAGAUGGGAAAUAGGUACAAAAGAUUUGGCAUCCGGUGAAAGUCCGAAUAUAAACAAAAACAAUGAGCCAAUGAAGAUUUUAAAAGACAGUAUCCACUUACCCGCAAUUCACUUAGAAGGGUUGACUAACAAUACGAAUAACAGAACAAAUUGUUUUACAUCAAGUAUACAACAAUCAUCAAUCAACGGUUCCUUCGACAUAAUCAGUAUUCAAGGAAAAAUAAAAGAGUUAAAGAUGAGUGCUAAGAAACCAAGGACUAAGUAUUCAAGCAGAAGUGUAUCGCCUACUAGCUUGUCAUCUCCCAAUGAAAGCAAGAUAUGCGAUACUGCUGAAAAAGCUUGUGACCUUCUCUGUACUGAAUUACUACGUAGACUGCGAUCGACGUCUUGGGUUGAAAUAACAGAGACAUUAGGAGAUUUACCAAAAGCUUUAGAAAAAUUUUGGUCUGUUGUCACGGAAAAUCGCAUUGCUGAUUUAAUAAGACAGGUGUCGGGGCACAUAGAGUCUCCGCGCACGCAAGUCGCACGUGCAGCUUGCAAGACUCUUGCGGAAAUUUUAAAAAAUACCAACUAUACUAAAAAGCCUGACUUUUAUGAAGCUAUGUCAGCGUUAUUGAUAAAGACUGGUAGUUACAAUCGGCCCGUGAGGCGAGAAGCAAACGUUGCUCUCGACGACAUCGUCUGCAGUGCUGACGUCACGCAGUGUGUCGCCGCCAUCUGCGUAUAUGGAGUCAGUCACAAGAGCAUAUUAGUCCGUUGCUCAUCCGCACGUCUACUCGUUGUGUGUUGCGCCCUGGCGGAAGGAGGCCGACAGAUUCUGCGCACGCGCCCUCCAUCCGCAGCCGCAGCGCGGAGACACGCUUUACGCUCACUAGCGGAAUUAUUACAAGAUAAAAAUAUUGACACAAGGAAAUACGCUGAACGUCUUUAUGCGAUACUACGACCGCUUCCGAACUUCGAAGCCUACUUUCUAACUGAUGUGGACGCGGAACUCGCUUCAAAACACAUGAAGAAAUAUGAUCAGCUGUUAAACAACUCCAAAACCAGGUGACCGUUACGAGCUGCCUUUCGAGACUUCGCCUUGCGUGGAUUCGUAUGCUUAGUAAUGCAUAUAUCAGAUUUAAGAUAUUUUGUAUUA